CAACUUUCUUUCACUGUUAUUGUUUCAUCUUUUUCUGCUAAAACCUUCUCUCUCUUUCUCUCUCUUUCUUCUCUCAAGUUUUCUAGCAUUUUUCACCACUUCAUCUUCCACCCACAAAACCUCUCUAUCUCAUCUAUGAACGAUACUGGAGGCUCUCUUGACGAAGAGAGCCAACACAGUGAAGAACAAGAACAGGAACCAUUUCAACAGCUUUCUUAGUUUUUUUUUUCAUUCUACCAACUUUGUUUUUUUUUUGUUCUUUUCUCCCUUUGUGUGAGUGAUGAUGGCACUUUCUAUGCAUAAAGACGCUAAUAACCAAAUGGAUGCUGGUAAGUAUGUGAGGUACACUCCUGAACAAGUUGAAGCUUUGGAGAGAGUUUACACAGAAUGUCCAAAGCCUAGCUCUUUGAGAAGACAGCAGCUCAUUAGGGAGUGUCCUAUUCUUUCCAACAUUGAACCUAAACAGAUCAAAGUUUGGUUUCAGAAUAGAAGGUGUCGGGAGAAGCAAAGAAAGGAAGCUUCUCGUUUGCAGACAGUGAAUAGAAAACUGUCUGCUAUGAACAAAUUGUUAAUGGAAGAGAAUGACCGUCUGCAGAAGCAAGUUUCUCACCUGGUUUAUGAGAAUGGAUACAUGAAGCAACAGAUUCACACUGCUUCUGCUGCAACUACCACAGACAAUAGCUGUGAUUCUGUGGUAAUGAGUGGUCAAAACCAACAGCAAAACCCACAUCAGCGUCCUCAAAGGGAUGCCAACAACCCAGCUGGUCUCCUUGCCGUGGCUCAGGAGACCCUGGCAGAGUUCCUUUCUAAGGCUACUGGAACUGCUGUCGACUGGGUCCAGAUGAUUGGGAUGAAGCCUGGUCCGGAUUCUAUUGGUAUUGUUGCUGUUUCCCGCAAUUGUAGUGGGAUAGCGGCACGUGCCUGCGGCCUUGUGAGUCUAGAACCCACUAAGGUUGCCGAGAUUCUUAAAGAUCGACUGUCAUGGUAUCGUGACUGCCGAUGUGUUGAUGUUUUGAAUAUUGUCCCCACCGGAGGUGGUGGUACAAUAGAGCUUUUGUAUAUGCAGACAUAUGCGCCAACAACAUUGGCUGCAGCUCGAGACUUUUGGACUCUAAGAUACACUACUAGUUUGGAAGAUGGAAGUCUUGUGAUAUGUGAGAGGUCGUUGAAUGUUUCGACUGGUGGUCCUACAGGGCCUGCUUCGACAAAUUUUGUGAGGGCUGAAAUGCUUCCAAGUGGUUUUCUAAUUAGACCAUGCGAGGGUGGUGGAUCUAUUAUUCAUAUUGUUGAUCAUGUUGACUUAGAUGUUUGGAGUGUUCCUGAAGUACUAAGGCCCCUCUAUGAAUCUUCAAAAAUUUUGGCUCAAAAACUGACUAUUGCAGCUUUGCAACAUGUAAGACAAAUAGCACAGGAGUCCAGUGGUGAAAUUCAGUAUGGUGGCGGGCGCCAGCCUGCUGUUUUGAGAACAUUUAGUCAGAGACUUUGCAGAGGGUUUAAUGAUGCUGUGAAUGGAUUUGUCGAUGACGGUUGGUCUUUGCUGGGAAAUGAUGGCGUUGAAGAUGUGACAAUUUCUGUGAACUCUUCUCCAAAUAAGUUUUUGGGGUCUAAUUACAAUUCAUCAAUGUUCCCUGCAUUUGGGGGUGGUGUCUUGUGUGCCAAGGCAUCAAUGCUGCUGCAGAAUGUUCCUCCUGCUUUGCUUGUUCGUUUUUUGCGGGAACAUAGAUCGGAAUGGGCUGAUUAUGGUGUUGAUGCGUACUCUGCUGCUUGUCUCAAGUCUAGCCCCUAUGCUGUUCCAUGUGCAAGACCUGGUGGCUUCCCCAGCAGCCAGGUCAUUUUACCUCUUGCUCCUACAGUUGAGCACGAAGAGUUCCUUGAAGUAGUUCGUAUAGAGGGUCAUGCAUUUACACCAGAAGAUGUUGCAUUGGCCCGUGAUAUGUAUCUGUUACAGCUGUGUAGUGGAAUUGAUGAAAAUUCAAUUGGAGCAUGUGCUCAACUUGUGUUUGCACCAAUAGACGAAUCCUUUGCCGAUGAUGCACUUUUGCUUCCUUCCGGUUUUCGCGUUAUUCCCUUGGAUCCUAAAUCAGAUGUUCCGGCUACGUCAAGGACUUUGGAUUUGGCAUCAACACUUGAAGUGGGAUCUAGUAAUGCCCGAGCAGCUGGUGAAGGUGGUGAUGCAUACAACCUUAGAUCUGUCCUUACUAUCGCAUUUCAGUUUACCUUUGAGAAUCAUCUGCGUGACAAUGUUGCUGCCAUGGCUCGUCAAUAUGUACGAAGUGUUGUUGGAUCCGUUCAGAGGGUUGCCAUGGCUAUUGCUCCAUCUCGCCAAGGUCCCCAGCUUGGUCCAAAAUCACUUCCUGGUUCUCCAGAAGCUCAUGCUUUAGCACGAUGGGUCUGUAGAAGCUACAGGAUGCACACUGGUGCUGAGCUUUUCCGUGUCGAGUCUACAGCUAGUGAUGCAAUCUUGAAGCAACUUUGGCACCAUUCUGAUGCAAUCAUGUGCUGUUCUGUGAAAACAACUGCAUCUCCAAUAUUCACCUUUGCAAACCAAGCUGGACUAGACAUGCUUGAAACAACUCUAGUUGCACUUCAGGACAUAAUGCUGGAUAAAGUACUUGAUGAAGCUGGCAGAAAGAUUCUUUGCUCUGAAUUCUCCAAGAUAAUGCAACAGGGUUAUGCUUAUCUGCCAGCAGGGAUAUGUGUAUCAAGCAUGAACAGGCCAGUUUCUUAUGAGCAGGCCAUUGCAUGGAAAGUUCUUAAUGAUGAUGAUGCCAAUCACUGUCUAGCAUUCAUGUUCAUCAACUGGUCUUUUGUCUGAUGGGAAAAUCAUAAUCAAGAUACUGAACUUUAUAUUAAUGUUUUAAGUUAUAUAUUAUAUAUUAAGUUAAUGUCAGUACUUUAAAGUACCAGAGAUACUGUCUCAGACGAUUUCACUAAUUUUCAGCUUUGUGUAAUGUGUCUUUGUAAACUAUGCUAAUGUUUCUCUAUGACUAUAUAAAUAUUUGAACUACAA
This is a messenger RNA of Lathyrus oleraceus (garden pea), 3010 nucleotides long. RefSeq names its product homeobox-leucine zipper protein HOX32. The record is from RefSeq and is a predicted model, not a curated record. The transcript has 18 exons. Bases 281 to 2815 code for a protein of 844 amino acids. NCBI's taxonomy places the organism in Eukaryota, Viridiplantae, Streptophyta, Magnoliopsida, Fabales, Fabaceae. Gene Ontology annotation, molecular function: DNA-binding transcription factor activity; lipid binding; DNA binding.